AUUUUUUAAAGCUCCCGGAACACACACGUCCAACGAAAUUGAAGAAGAAGAAGAAGAAGAAGAAGAAGAAUCGAGAAUUCUCUGCUUGGCCUUCGGAUUGGAUCGCUGCCUCUCUUCAUCUCCAUUCUCGUUUGGGGGGAUAUUUGUUAAUUCUUUGUUCACUCAAGCAUUUCGCACAGUUCAAACUACUAGUUGGAGAUGGCUUCAUCUGUCCUCAAGGCAGCAGCAGAGAAGGUAGGCCCAUCUGUGCGAAAGCAGGCCUUAUCCUUGACUGAUGCUGCUGCUUCAAGGAUACAUCAUCUCCUUAACCUUCGCCAGCGUCCUUUUCUACGACUUGGUGUCAAAUCUCGUGGUUGCAAUGGUUUAUCAUACACACUCAAUUAUGCUGAUGAGAAAGGGAAGUUCGAUGAGCUAGUUGAGGACAAGGGUGUCAAGAUCCUAAUCGAUCCAAAAGCUCUCAUGCACGUCAUUGGCACCAAGAUGGAUUUUGUAGAUGACUCACUGAAGUCAGAAUUUUUAUUUAUCAAUCCAAACUCAAAAGGGCAGUGUGGCUGUGGUGAAUCAUUUAUGACAAGCAGCCCAAAUGCUAGGUCUGGUGUUGGUCAAUGAGAUUCCUAAAGCAGAAAUGGAUCGAUUCAAGUCCAAAUUCUCUUGCAUUUUUUUCUCUUCCAGAAUUACAUUUUCAAGUAGAUACGCCGAUACUUGGAGUGAUUUUCAACUAUUAAAGUCUUACUUUAUCUGCUAGAUAUGGAAUUCUUCUCAGGAACCAACUAUCAACUUUGAUGCUGACAAAAGAGGCGUGUGGUGCACAGCUAUUAAAAACGAGGUGUGAGCAUGUACCGGGAUGUAUAUUGUUACCACAUUCAUUACCUACCCAAGUAAUUACUGUAUAUCCAGGUUCUAGAUGUUUUGUAUCCGAACCCUAAUAUGCUGUUCAUUGCUGAUAUGUAUGUGUUUCAUUGUGCUGCCCAUCACACCCAUAAGUUUGGGUUUAACAAUAGAAACUUUAUUAUAAAGAUAAAUUUAUAUAUUGUCGAAUUUGCUUGAA
This is a messenger RNA of Dioscorea cayenensis subsp. rotundata (Guinea yam), 1048 nucleotides long. RefSeq names its product iron-sulfur assembly protein IscA-like 1, mitochondrial. Lineage: Eukaryota; Viridiplantae; Streptophyta; Magnoliopsida; Dioscoreales; Dioscoreaceae. The record is from RefSeq and is a predicted model, not a curated record. Gene Ontology annotation, cellular component: cytoplasm; mitochondrion. The transcript has 4 exons. The coding region runs from base 199 to 609 and encodes 136 amino acids. Gene Ontology annotation, molecular function: 2 iron, 2 sulfur cluster binding. Gene Ontology annotation, biological process: iron-sulfur cluster assembly.